Molecule: messenger RNA, 3876 nt
Organism: Brettanomyces nanus
Lineage: Eukaryota; Fungi; Ascomycota; Pichiomycetes; Pichiales; Pichiaceae
Exons: 1
Coding region: 1-3876 (1291 amino acids)
Molecular function (GO): ATP binding; ATP-dependent chromatin remodeler activity
Source: RefSeq, a predicted model, not a curated record
AUGAAGGUGUCAGAUCAACAAAAGUUUCUUCAGAGUUUGACUGCGAUCACCAAUGACCUUGAUAACUAUCAGCAUCUUGGUGUACUCUAUUGUUAUAAUCUGCCUGGCAUCCCUGCCGAGUUAAUCUCUGCAGGCGAUUGUUACGGUUGGGGCGAUUUUCCCUACGAUUACAACGCUUGCUUUAAAGGUUCUUCUUGCCUUUCUCAUAUUCUCUGUGACCUCAGAUAUCUUGUAUCGAGAGGAUAUAUUCGAAUCACCAGCAGAGUACUCAAGUUCGGACUUGCCGUCUUGAGAGUAUAUAUUCUUCCGGAUGGGUUCGUAGGCCAAGGGAUCCUAAAUAUUUACAGGGAAAAUUAUGGAAGAUUGAAUAGACAACUGUCAUGGCAUGCGAAAGCUUAUCAAAAGAUCAUGAAACAGAUGAUGGCAAUUCUUGAUUAUGAUCCAAUGGCUUGGAAGAUCCACAACGAUGCCCAAUUUGUCAAGUAUAUUGGUUCAGAGAAAAGAGUAAUACCUCUGAUCAACUGCCUGGCAGAUUACAGCCCGUUUAAUGCCGAUUCGAUGAUUGGAAAUAGCUGGUCUGAUCAAGUUAAUACAUUUGAAUCUCUUGGAUACCAUAUGAACAGGCUAAUCAAUGGAAAGCCGUUUGCAAAAGUCCUUUCAGCUUUGCUUCUUGACGAAUCUAAAGAAAAACUGGGUCAAAAUACUCUUCAGGAGAGGGUCAGUCGAAUUUAUUCGGUGAUUAAAUCCCCCCAUUUGGACUUAAAGCUUAACGAGAUCAGUACAGAUCAACAAGAGAUUCUGUCUGCAAUAUUGAAUGGAAGGGUACCUGGAUUCAAAAGUAAUUUGUACAACUAUCAGAGACGAUCUGUUGCAAAAAUGUAUGAGAAAGAGAUGUAUUCUAGACGCGUACCGAUGCCUACUAUUGUACAAAUAAAAAAUGGCAUGAUGUACAUUGAUUUAUCAUCUUUCAAAGUUAUGGUCAAUCCACCGACUUACUGCACCCCUCGAGGGGGUAUAUUGGCUGAAAAUAUGGGUCUGGGAAAGACUUGCAUCUGCUUGGCCCUUAUCUGCCUUUCCAAGCUUCAAAUAUCUCAGACUCCAAGGGAUUGUCGGAUCGGGAACCCCAAUACUCCUCAUGUGAAGUCCCUUAUGGGCAAGUGUGUUGAAUUUAUCUCCAAUAAUUCAAUUCAGUGGAGACAAUACUACAAUGACCUUCCCAAGACAUGCAUAGAGAAACUUGAAGUAAGCUUGGGGUACUUUGAAAAGGUUGAUAUUCAUGUUACACGGCAUAAUACAAGACAUACAAGAAGUCAGGCGCAUACAAAUAUUGAAGAUAAUGCAUUUGAGACUAUUUCGUCUAGAAGAGUUUACCUCUCCUCGACGACUUUGGUUGUUAUUCCUGACAAUUUGUUCCCUCAAUGGGUUUCUGAAGUAAAAAAGCACGUAAUGGAAAACUAUCUAAAGCUCAUAGAGAUUCCUAACGAGAAAAUUUCAUUGCCAGACAAAGUCGCCGAUAUUGUUAACAGCGAUGUGGUGCUAAUAUCUCUUCAUGCAUUUGCCAGACAAUCACAGAAUCCGGACUCUAUACUAAGAUCAAUUUAUUGGAAGAGAGUGAUCGUUGACGAGGGACAUUCGAUGAACGCAAAACAUUCUAGAGCAGUUGAAAUGGCUGCUACCUUAAUGGCGGAGCGUAGAUGGACAAUUACUGGUACUCCGACCUCGGGACUAACUAGUUUACUUGUGGAAGAAGAUGAUAACGAGUACACAGUGACGAAGAAUUUCAAUGCGAAACAGGAUCUUGUCAGAUUAGGAAUUGUUGUGUCGAAUUUCUUACAGAUAGAACCAUGGAAAUCCAACAGUAGGCUCUGGAACAAUACGGUAGUCAAACCUUUUGAAAAGAGGGUUUUUCACAGUGAGUACGAGCUAACUGAGCUAUUAAAGAACUUAAUUGUUAGGCAUACAAUUGAAGAUGUACAGAGAGAUAUUACGCUACCCAAGAUGCACCACAGAGCUGUUCUGUUAAAGCCAUCAUUUUUUGAUAAACUGUCGAUUAACUUAUUUAUCGCUGUGCUAUCGGCCAAUGCGGUUACUUCUGAGAGAACCGGUGUUGACUUCAUGUUUAAUCCAUCAAAUAAAAGCGACUUGAGAAGAUUGAUCAACAAUUUACGUAAGGCCACAUUUUAUUGGACGGGUUUCAGCAUCCAAGAUAUAGAGAACUUGCUCAAUAUCUGCAGGUAUUCCUUGAGGGAAAAUCAGAAAAGGUACAGUGAGGCAGACCAGCUAUUACUUAAGAAGUGCAUGUACGUAGCAAAAGUGGCAUUAUCCAAUAAUAGAUGGAGAACGAACUCAUCCGUUCACGAGAUGAGCUACUUUGUGGACAAUCUACCACCCUGCAUUAGAAGGGAUUUUACAAUAUCUCAGUACCCUGAUUUGAAAGAUCUUUUCUUUAGUCCGAUCGGUGUGUAUGGAUUCCCACAGCUGAUUUCCAUCCAACGUUUCUAUUAUAAGCACAGAAUGAUAUCUACAGAACACGAGUUGGAAACGGAGAUGAGGGACUACACGAGAAAAUUCUGGCAGCAUUAUGGGAGGACCAAUGAUAAGCUGAACGGAAUUCGUAAGGGUACAUCUGUAAUGAACAAGGAAUUAGACUUCAGGAGCAUUGAUUUUGAAGCCAUCAAAGAAAUUGAUAAGAUACCUAACUGGGUAAAUCGAUUUAAUUCUGUCUCUGAGGAGGAAAAGUUUUACCCCUUAGAAAACAUGCCCCAUGGAGUAAAGAGAGAAGUGGAGACAGUCUCUCCUGCUUUCCAAAAGAAAGUACCUCGAAUUGUUGAAAAAGACUGUCCGAAGAUGAUCUCAUCAACACCUAACUGUGAAGACGAUACGAAUCUUGAUUAUAUGACGUCUUCAAAAGUGGGAUCAUUGAUGAGAAAGGCCACUAUUCGAGGUACUGCUUCUGCAAAACUUUCAUAUUUGACUUCUCGUCUAUUAGAGAACCAAAUUCAAGGGGCUAAAUCGAUUGUGUUUUACGAAUUAGAGAACUCUGCAUACUAUUUGACUGAAUUUCUUGAUCUUUUGGGAAUGAACUACUUGAUGUAUUCACCACAUAUUUCAUUGACAGAGCGGGCAAAGAGCUUGGCGGGAUUUGACGAGUGGGAUCCAAAGAAGCAGCAGGGAAUUGCAUUGAUUAUGGAUCUCAAAUUAGCCUCUCAUGGAUUAACCAUUCUUGCCGCUACUCAUGUGUUUUUCAUCAAUCCAGUUUGGAACAGAACUAUUGAAGCGCAAGCUGUGAAAAGAGCGCAUAGAAUUGGACAGACUCACGAGGUUUACGUAGAGACGUUGAUCUUGAAGAACACAAUUGAGGAGGAGAUGUACUACAGGAGGUCUGCGAAGGGAUUAGUGGAGAAUAGUCGGCAACAAGUAAAGGAAACGGAAAAGGAGCUCAUCGAUAAUACAGGGAUUCAAAAGUAUAUAAUGAGGUUUGAGUUUUUACGGUUUCAUUUUGGAGAAAAGGCUUCAGAAAUUGCUCCUUUAAUGUCGAAGACGUCGAUACCUCUACGACUGAAUACGUAUGGCAUUGAAGAGAAGUGUCAUGGAAGCACAGAAGAGGACAACGAUAUUACAAUGCGCUUUGCGAAAAGCGACGUGACACCUGACUUGGAAAGAAAGUGGGCUCUUCCGCUAUUUACUGAGAAUAGUAUGAUGAAACUGAAUGAGAGUGAUUUCAGUAAGAACAGAAAGAGAGGAAAGGCUGCAAGUGCUCUAAAAACAGAAGCUGUCCCUCAAAAGAAGACCACGGCAUGGGAGAGAGUGAACGAAAAGACGUUGGGACUCAUGAAGAAGCUCAAAAAGGGACGUAAAGUACACUUUACAGGAUAA